UUGAGUCAGGAUGACAGUUGCCAGUUGCCAUGUACAAGUACAAUAAGACUUUUGUGGUGGUAGCAGUUGCAUGAAUACGACACAUGGCGACCGUUUAUCUUUAUUCCUAUGCUUAUGCUACUAAAUCUUCUCUCUUCAAAUCUAAUGCUUAUGCUUAUGCUUAUGCUUCUAAUCUCAAUCUCUCUUAUUCUUCCAAUGCUCUCUCCCAACUUCCAUUUCAUUCCAAACGCCCACUCCUAACCUCCUCCCAUGCAAAUAUUUACUGCACAAACUCUUUUCCUUAUAAUCGUAUUACAGAGGAACAACCCAAUUCCAAUUCAGAUACCAAAACUAAGAUCAUAUGUACUAUUGGUCCCUCUACUAGCUCACGUGACAUGAUAUGGAAACUUGCUCAAACCGGAAUGAAUGUCGCUCGUUUGAACAUGUCACAUGGGGACCACAAAUCUCACCAAAAAACUAUUGAUUUUGUUAAACAAUUCAAUUCUCAAUUUCAACACAGGGUUAUAUCCAUCAUGCUUGACACCAAGGGUCCUGAAGUUAGAAGUGGGGAUGUGCCCCAACCUAUAUUACUCAAGGAGGGACAAACAUUCAAUUUCACUAUUAACAGAGGGGUUAGCACCCAAGAUACUGUUAGUGUCAAUUAUGAUGAUUUUGUCAAUGAUGUCGAGGCAGGAGACGUACUUCUUGUCGAUGGAGGAAUGAUGUCUCUUGUUGUUAAGUCAAAGACAAAAGACUUGGUUAAAUGCGAAGUUAUUGAUGGUGGAGAACUAAAAUCUAGGCGUCAUUUGAAUGUCCGUGGAAAAAGUGCAACACUUCCUUCCAUAACUGAGAAAGACUGGGAAGAUAUCAAGUUUGGGGUAGACAAUCAAGUAGACUUCUAUGCUGUAUCAUUUGUCAAGGAUGCUAGAGUGGUUUAUGAGUUAAAAGACUACCUUAAAAGAAAUAAUGCUGAUAUACACGUGAUUGUAAAAAUUGAAAGUGCUGAUUCCAUACCAAAUCUUCCUUCUAUACUUUCAGCUUCAGAUGGGGCUAUGGUUGCUCGUGGAGACCUUGGAGCUGAACUUCCGAUAGAGGAAGUUCCUUUAUUGCAGGAGGACAUCAUUAGAAGAUGCCACAAAAUGAAAAAGCCAGUUAUUGUGGCAACAAAUAUGCUUGAAAGCAUGAUUAUUCAUCCCACACCAACUAGGGCGGAAGUCUCAGACAUUGCAAUUGCAGUAAGACAAGGUGCUGAUGCUGUCAUGCUUUCAGGAGAAACUGCACAUGGAAAGUGUGUUGCUGUUCCUCGGUAUCCAUUGAAAGCCGUUAAAGUUAUGCAUUCGGUGGCUCUAAGGAAUGAAUCCAGCAUUGUAAGAAGUGAUGCUUAUCCAAAUCAUUUGAGUUCUCACAAGAGCCAUAUGGGAGAAAUGUUUGCUUACCAUGCAACAACUAUGUCUAACACUCUUAAUACUCCUAUUAUUGUGUUCACCAGAACUGGAUCCAUGGCUAUUCUUUUGAGCCAUUAUAGGCCCUACUCAACAAUAUUUGCAUUCACAAAUGAAGAAAGGAUUAAGCAGAGGUUAGGACUUUAUCAUGGUGUCAUGCCUAUAUACAUGCAAUUUUCAAAUGAUGCAGAGGAGACUUUUGCUAGAGCCCUCAAGGUACUAUUGAGUAAAGGUCAUUUGCACGAGGGACAAUAUGUUACACUAGUCCAAAGCGGAGCACAACCAAUCUGGCGUAAGGAAUCCAUUCACCACAUUCAAAUUCGCGAGGUUCAUGGCUAAAAAUCUUCUUUAAAGGGUCUUCCUUUCUCACGAGUGUGCAGUAGCCUUUUCUUUACCUCUCUCUCUCUCUCUCUCUCUCUCUUGUAAUGCAUGUGAAACAGCAAGUUGGGCAGUUUAGGAGCUUUUGUAAUGCAAAUAAUGAAAUUACACCUUGGUUUAAUGAUUGUUAUUCUAUUUUAUCCUGUUUGCAUUUUGAUUAUUCAUAAUCUCAGUUUGUGGACAAAACAUUCUCUGAGUA
This is a messenger RNA of Cicer arietinum (chickpea), 1998 nucleotides long. Its product is annotated as pyruvate kinase isozyme G, chloroplastic. Gene Ontology annotation, molecular function: pyruvate kinase activity; potassium ion binding; magnesium ion binding. The record is from RefSeq and is a predicted model, not a curated record. Gene Ontology annotation, biological process: glycolytic process. Lineage: Eukaryota; Viridiplantae; Streptophyta; Magnoliopsida; Fabales; Fabaceae.